GGCGUUCAACUCCGCGCGCAACAGCUCCUUGAAAGCGCGCACAGCCUGCAUUCAUUUCGAUCAUGAAACUUUAAAUCUUUUUCAAACGUUUACCUUCUUUAGUUAACUCUCUAUUUAUUGAAAACAAAACAAUUUAUGGUCGUGGUGCAUUUAGAAGUCUUAUUUUCUCUUUUAGAAGUUUGUCGGUGAUGGGCAUGGGUGUACCAAUGGUGAGUUUUCUCUGGCUCACCCUGCUGAUCAGUGGACGGUGUGCUUUGGCUUUUUCGGUCGCCGGACAGCACGAGACGACCUGUGAGGCGAACGGCAGCGUGUACUAUGUGGGCGAAUGGUACUUUUUAGACUCGGAUCCUUGUACUCAGUGUGAAUGUACAGCAGAAGGACCCGCAUGCUCGAGGACGGAGUGCACAUCCCUGCCGGCCGCCUGCAUCCAUGUCAGCCAUUACCCGACAGACUGCUGCCCGAGAUGCGAGAAGAUCGGCUGUGAGUACGGCGGCGAAGUUUACGAGCUGGGCCAGCAGUUUCAGCCAUCAGCGUGUGAGCAGUGCACUUGUGACAGCGAUGGUAUCGUCAAUUGUCUGGUAGCGGACUGUGCCCCUCCACCAUGUGUUAACCCAGUCUAUCAAAAAGGAAAAUGCUGUCCAGAGUGCAAGGAUGGGCCCAACUGCUAUGUGGAUGCUUCUAGGACCAAGGUGAUCCCAGCAGGCGAGGCAGUGUGGGUUGACUCCUGUACCAAAUGUCGAUGUCACAACUGGCAGGAUGCGGGUUACUGGGAGGGCUACCUGCUGGCGACUUGUUCGCGUGUCCAAAACUGCCUCUGAAAAAGUGUGAAAAGAGGUCAGACAUAGGGACAUCUGCCAUCCCUAUUAAUAGAACACAACAGAGACUAGCCUAUAAGUUUAGGACACAUGUUAUUUGUCUAGCAUUUGUCUUACAGUAUGUUAACUAACCACUUAACAUUCCAGUUGUUAAUGUAAAACAAGUUGGUAUAAUAUUUUUUAAUUCUGUAUUUUUGGUGUAAUAGCACGAACAGCAGCACUUAUUUCAAAAUAGAAAUAAUGACAUUCUUUGCCAUAUAACGUUUUAUACAUAAUACAAAAAUCAAAUGAAUUAUGAGUAGAGUUUUUGACUUGAGGGACAUUCCCAAAUGACAAAGAUAAUAGAGUUUAGGUCUGAGACACCUUUCUGGCAUGGUUAAAAAUAGCACAGCGAGCAUAUUUGCUUGUUUAUUUGUAUUUUAGUGGCUAUGGUAAAGUUGUUUUAAAACACGUUGUGCAUUUUCACUAAGCUUCACAAUUGCAGAUGUUAGGAUUAUCCGCUAGUCUUUAUUAUCAUUAUCUUUAAGUUUUUUUGUUGGUGUUUUUUAUAUGAUUUAAAGUAGCAUGUACAUUUAUAUACCUAUUCUGCUCCCAAAGCCUGGAAACCAAAGUAUCUUGACACUGUAUGAUUUACAUUACUGUCAUGCAGGCAUGGAAACAGUUAAUGUAGCAAUAAAGAAACCAAUCAUAUAUGAAUUGUACUGUAUAUGAACAAAGCAGGCUCAUUUUUGCUUCAUCACCAUUUAGACGGUUAUUGACUGAUGUGGUAAUGUUAUUUUUUUCAAAGCAUGUAUUUGUUAUAAAGACACAGAAUGUACACAAAUAUAAAAGUGAUCCAUGCGGCUUGUUUUAUCAUCCUGUAAACUGUUAAGUUG
Triplophysa rosa is the source of this 1690-nucleotide messenger RNA. RefSeq lists its product as uncharacterized. Gene Ontology annotation, biological process: negative regulation of BMP signaling pathway. NCBI's taxonomy places the organism in Eukaryota, Metazoa, Chordata, Actinopteri, Cypriniformes, Nemacheilidae. Gene Ontology annotation, molecular function: protein binding. The record is from RefSeq and is a predicted model, not a curated record. Gene Ontology annotation, cellular component: AMPA glutamate receptor complex. Bases 189 to 818 code for a protein of 209 amino acids. The transcript is spliced from 3 exons.